This is a messenger RNA of Letharia lupina, 1218 nucleotides long. RefSeq lists its product as uncharacterized. The transcript has 3 exons. Lineage: Eukaryota; Fungi; Ascomycota; Lecanoromycetes; Lecanorales; Parmeliaceae. The record is from RefSeq and is a predicted model, not a curated record. Bases 1 to 1218 code for a protein of 405 amino acids.
AUGCCUCAAUCGCCAUUGAAGACAAAAGACGUCGAGGCAAAGGCGAAGGAAGGAGAGGAAAGUGGCAUGGUCACAAGAGCGCGAUCGCAGGCAAAGGUCUCUUCGGCUGUAUCUAGUGACAAGGAGAAUGGCGGCACAGUACGAAGCGCUGGGAUUGAAGCACAAGUGAUACCUUUAUUCUCAGAACCAUCAGCUCGGCCGGGCUCUCCACUCAAGAGCAAGUCCUCAUCGAGCCGACCUGGAUCUCCUACAAAGUCUACAAAGGCGCCAGCAUCCAUGACCACAAGAGAACGUCUUAUUCUCCUCAACCCUCCCGUCAGCUUCUUUCCGCGCGUGUACUUUGGCCAGCUGGGAAAUAAGAUGCCACCUGCAGUGAAGAUUCUUUGGGUGAAUCACAUAGAAUCCGAUGGCGAGGGUACCAUCCCUGAAGCGCUCAAGGCACGAAUCCCUCAACAGACCCCAAACAAAUCGAAACCAAAGGUUCCAAAGAUGUGUUUCUCAGACAACACUCGAUACAAACCCGGCGAGUAUGACAGAAUCUGGAUUGCCAUCACGGAUGUUUUGAUAAACGCGGAUAGAUAUCGGCAUGAGGGUUAUCAUGAAUCGCAUUGGAUCUCGUACGUGGUCAGCCCCAUGCUGAAUUUGGUCAGCAAGUUGGAGUGCUUCAACAAGGAUGGGAAGCGAAUCAAAGCGCUGGAUAUUACACAGUUCAAAGAUCUCGAUAAACGCAUCGACUGCGCGUUUGGUCUCGAUCUUCCGACUGAUCAGACCCUUACCCUUCAACGUGGAGUGUACGCAAUGAAAGGCGCCAUGGAUAGCAUCAACCAGACUUCAAGCUUUGUCAACUUCACUCCUAUGUUCGCUAACUUCGAGGUGAAGCGCAAAAACACGAACAUAGAUCCGCUCAUCCAAUUGGCGGCCUGGAUCUCCGCCGAGUUCGAGAAACGCAAGGUCGAAGAUUACAGCUUGGAUAUGCCGGUGCUCGUCAUCGAGAUCGAGGGGGAUGAAUGGGGUCUACAUAUCGUGUAUGUAGAUAGGGAGAUGGUCAAGGAUAAAGGCUACGGUCUCCGGUUCGUGGGACCUAUAUCUUUAGGCGACACCAAAUCGUUGGAGGGUGGCUUCAAGCUUCUAGAUGGACUAUGUCGGUGUGCGGACUGGGGCGUUGGAAGCUACAAGGAUUGGUUCGAGAAGCAGAUCCUUCAGAAGUAUAUCUAUUAG